ACCUUAAAUGUAAACAAAUGUCAAAAAAUAGGGUAAUUAGCAAAAACCGCAAUAAUAGUGAAAAAAUUAUUAGAUUCAUGUAAAAAAAAUCUGUCUCAAGUUUUAAGUUCUUUCAGUGUUUAUCUAUAAUGUGAAGAGAUUAUUCAUCAAACUUGUGUUUCUUUUGCUUAUAUGAUUAUAGUUAGUUCGAAGAUUAGAGGUUAUAUUUUGUGAACGAAUUGGCUGCGCUUUUUGCAUGAAAAUCUAUAGAGCGCAACAAGUUUUCCGCAAUUUAAAUAUUUAAAAUCGUACAAACAAGGAUGGGAUAAAAAUUUGUUGAAGUGAUUGUUCGGGAAAUAUGGAAAAAUACGAAGUUUUGGGUCAAGUUGGUGAAGGUUCUUUUGGGCAAGUUUAUAAAGCGAAAAAACGAUCUGAUGGGGAUAUUGUUGCUUUCAAAGUCAUUAGAAAGAGAGGACGAUCAGCCAAGGAAAUUAAAAGUUUGCGCCAAGAAUGUAAAAUACAACGCAACCUUCAUCAUCCAAAUAUCGUCCAAAUGCUGGAUUCUUUUGAAACUGACAAUGAAAUUGUUGUUGUGACUGAAUAUGCGGACAAGGAACUUUAUGACAUUCUCGGAAAAGCCGGACGAUUAUCGGAAGAAAGGGCACAAGUCAUAGCCUGCGAUCUUGUUUCUGCACUUUAUUAUCUUCAUUCUAACCGUGUUCUGCACAGAGACUUGAAACCCCAAAACGUUCUUCUCGAAUCAAAUGGUAUUGCAAAACUGUGCGAUUUUGGAUUUGCACGCAGUAUGAGUACAGGAACUCAUGUCCUAACAUCCAUAAAGGGAACGCCACUUUAUAUGGCACCAGAAUUAAUCGCAGAAUGUCCCUACGAUCACAAAGCAGAUUUAUGGUCUCUUGGUUGUAUAGUUUAUGAAUUAGUUGUCGGAGCCCCGCCUUUUCAAACCACCUCGAUUCUCCACUUGAUCAAACUCAUCAGAUUCGAGGCGGUCAAAUGGCCAGACAACAUAUCAGCAGUUUGCAGAAGUUUCCUGCAAGGAUUACUGCAAAAAGACCCAUCUCGGAGACUCACUUGGCCAGAACUUUUGGAACAUCCUUUCGUCAAAGAUAGAAUUCUGACGGUUGAGAAACCCGUCCCAACUUCUCUUACGUCUCCACUCUCUGCGAGUCAGGAGAAAGCCAAACAGCAACAAUUUCAAACUCUGGCUAUGCAAUCUUCGAACAAAUCAAACGAAAUUCUGCAAAAAGCUGUCAUGAAGAUUCAAGAACAGGAGAGAAUAAUGAAGGAACAACAAAAGCGCUGUAUGUCGCAACCGCGUUAUCCCGCGAUGUUUAAUUACUACCACUACGAAUUAAAUCGGCAGUGCCGCUCAAUCCGCAGCGAGCCUGCCGGAACAGAUUCAAGUGCGAGUGUCGACGUCCUUCUCGGAAAUUUAAGCAUCCGCGCAUCUCUUCAAAGUGACCUUCUCGCGGUUGAGGACUCCUCCCAAGUUGUCUCUGCAAAUCCCCAAUCAGCAGCCCCUCCACUUUCAAAAUCUCUCAAUCCAAAAACAGAACAGCAACUUGAUUCGAAACAUAUUCCCAAAAUUGCCUCAACAAGUCCAAUCUCAAAUCCGAAAUGCGAGAACUCGAAUGAUCAGAAUCUCGAGAGCUCUGCGGAAACGGAUCUUCAAGGAGGAGUUCAAAAAGAGAGUCGUUUGAGUCUAGAUUACGAUCAGGAGUUCAAUCGAGAAAAUAUAAUUGAUAAACACGUCCGAUUGCCGGAUUGGGAUCCGAGAACGGUUGAGCAACCAAUCGAGAAUGACGAGUGGGUCGCUUUUCUUCAGAAAUCAAUGGAGGAAGUGAUGGAGGGCGAAGUUGGAUCCUUAAUUCAACAGAAUUGUGUCUCCGUUUUUGUUUCGCCGUUGAAAAAUCGCGCAGCCGGAUCUCAAGUAAUAGAAUAUGUCGCUUGUCUUCUGGCACUUCCGUUUGUCGUGCAGACUUCCGCGAAGAAUAUGGAGAAAAUUAAGAAGGUUUAUUUGGAUGUGAGACUUAUUCCGAAUCUCGUUUAUGCUAUAAAAUUGCUGAUGGAACAGGAGCACGAUAAUGAAGCGGCUGAUAAAACAGAAACACGAUCUGCCGCGACUCUUUCGGCUGAGGAACUUCAGGCUGUUGAGUGUGCAAUUCUACUUUUGUGCAGACUGGUCUAUAUUCAGGAACAAUUUCUGACGCAGUUUUGCGACGCAGUUUAUAUUGUCAGCGGGAUUCCGAUUCUGCAGCAGCUUUUGACUCUGGAGAAACGAAAACCGAUGGUGGUGGCUUAUCUGGUGGCGAUUUUGAAUAAUGUUUUGAGAUCGCAGCCGGAAAAUGCGGAACUGGUGGAGAAAGUCGUUUUGAGAGGGAAAAGUACGGAGGCGAUAGAAAGGGUAGAAUUGCUUGAAAAAUUGUUGGCCCAUCGACAAAGUAUUCUGAAAGCAAGGACUUGUACUUUAAUUAGACUUUUGGGAAGAUUUAGCUGCAGGGCUUUGCAACACGUCUGGGGAAAAAGGCUGAAAAAUGUUUUAGAAAAUUUAACUACUGAUGGCGACUCUGCUGUGAGAAGUGCAGCUGAAGAUGCGGUUAAAGAAUUGAAACAACUGCCUUAUUAUGAGCAACAAACUCCAGUGGAGUAAGACUGAAACAUAAAAUUAUACUAUUACAAAAUAGUAUUGUAUAUUAUAUUAUCGAUUAUAUAAUUUUAAAUUUAAAAACAAAUAUUUUUAUAUUGAAAGACUGCAUUUCUACGAAUAUAGAAUUUUUUAAGGAUAGAAUAGAAAAAAUAGAAUAGGAUAGAAUUUUAAUCUUGUAACAUUUUUAACGCAGAUUUUUUCAGGAAAGGAAUAAAACAGUAAGAUUGCGGACUUAUUUAUUAAUAU
Molecule: messenger RNA, 2890 nt
Organism: Belonocnema kinseyi
Lineage: Eukaryota; Metazoa; Arthropoda; Insecta; Hymenoptera; Cynipidae
Gene: fu
Product: serine/threonine-protein kinase fused
Exons: 9
Coding region: 338-2647 (769 amino acids)
Biological process (GO): protein phosphorylation
Cellular component (GO): cytoplasm
Molecular function (GO): ATP binding; protein kinase activity
Source: RefSeq, a predicted model, not a curated record